AGUUUGAUGUUUAAAAAAACAAAAAGGAGAUAUUCAAUGAUGUGUUGUGUCCCCUCUUCUUCAAUGUGUCUGGAAACGUCAUGCUGCAAGCGGAAGAGACAACCCCAGGUCUUCAUCAGGAUCAGGAUGCAUGUACUGCUUCUCAAAGAGCCAAGAGAGGGGGAGUCUGGACCUGAUCCUUACAUUAAGGAGCUGGCCUCACAUGGACACAAAGCAACCCUUAUUCCAGUGUUAUCUUUUAAGUUUGUCUCAUUAAACACCUUAUCAGAUAAGCUCUUCCAGCCAGAAAAACAUGGAGGUCUAAUCUUUACGAGUCCAAGAGCAGUGGAAGCUGUGACAAUGUGCUUGGAAGCUGAAGAAAGAAGAGAAGAAUGGAACAACUCUGUGAAAGACAAGUGGAACAUGAAGUCCAUCUAUGUGGUUGGGAAGGCGACUGCUGCACUAGUACAAAAUCUGGGUCUAAACCCCUUAGGCGAGGACACAGGGACCGCAGAUGUCCUAUCACGUGUCAUCAUUGAACGAGAGGACACAAAUAUCCCCCCUCUUUUUUUCCCCUGUGGCUCAAUCAAAAGAGAAGUGUUGCCCACGGCGUUAAGAGAAAAUGGAGUGCCUCUGGAGACGCUGACUGUCUAUCAAACCUCCGAACAUCCAGAUCUGGAGAAAAAUCUGAAGAACUUUUUCAAAGAGCAGGGCACACCAGCCAGCAUCGCUUUCUUCAGCCCUUCAGGAGUGAAGUUCUGCCUGGAUGUGGUGCGGAGGCUGUCGGGUGAACAGCUGACUCAGAUAAAGUUUGGAGCCAUAGGGCCUACUACAAGAGAUGCUAUGACAGCAGAAGGCCUGUGUGUGAGCUGCACUGCAGACAAACCUACACCAGAGCACCUGGCUGCUGCAAUAGCUGAAGCUCUACAGGAACAACCUGCAGGCUCUUAAAUCCAACCACUUUGUGUUCUCUUUGCUGUUUAACUUAUGUGUACAGUCAUCUGUUUUCUUCUGAGGUUUUUCUGACUUUUUUUGCAUGUACAUAUGCUGAUUUGCACUUUAAAAGUAGCUUUCUGUGACUUAAAGUUUAAAAAUGUGACUUAAAGCUCCUGUGAGGAACUUUUUAGAUUGCAUAGAUAUGGGCGCCCCCUGUGGACAAAGAAUUACCUUUAAUCUUUCCCCUGAUUUUUUCUUAUACACACAUUCAUUGUGUGUUUUAACCAAGAGUCUCAUCCUGAUUUCUUUUAAUACAGGAAAUAUUUAAAAAAGCAGUUUUGGCAGCGUUCACUUCGUCCGACACCUACCCUGCUGCAGCAAUUUAAGACAUACAAAAUACCCAAAUAAACCCCAUCAAUCUGUAGGUGCCGUGCCCGAUGCUGCCAUUAUUUGUGCUGGCCAUGCCUAAUUUCUAUUCAAACCUAAUGUGAUUCAGCAUUUCCAGCGCAAAAAAUGCCCUCUGCGUCAGCUGAUUUUUAUCGCAGCUCUCUCAUUUGAAAAAAGUUCAACUUUUGGAUCACCACUGCGCUCAAUAAUUUCACUUCUUAAUCACUGACCAGUCAGAAUCAAGAAGGGGCGGGACUUCUGGAAUCAAAUUUGUCAACAACAAUGGCAGAGGUCCAUACGAAGGAGAAACUUAAUCACACUUGUUUUUUAGAGGUACAAUUUCUGAGUUUGUUGCUUCUAAUGCUAUGACAUGAUUUGUAUCAAUAGUUUUUAUAGUCUAUAGUAAAAUGCCAUUGAAUGAAAGCAAGGAGGAAGUAUGAAGUAUACAGAGCAUUUCAAAGCAGACCUAAUGACUAGGUAUGAAGUUAAAAUUCUUGACAUGUAAAUUACAUAAUUUUCCUAAAAAGCAGUGAAGGACUGAAGGCCAAACCCGACUUUAGGGUUUUGGUGGUUUAGAUGCUUAGAAACACUGGAUAUGUUUUGGAAAGCCAAAAUACUUUCACAAACAACCCCUUUACCCCUUCCAGCACCUCUCAAAUACACACACACACACACACACACACACAAACACACGCCCCGCUUCACUACUUAGGAAAGCGGAAGUGCCACGGGACUACUAGCAGCAGCAAACGCUGGUGAGAAGCGCUCAUAAAUUAAAGUCUUGGGCCCUCCGAGUGCAAAAAAUGGCGUCAGUGGACACGGCACCUUAUUCUGAUGGUCUUGUUGGCCUUAUAAGGCCAUAACGAGGCAUCAGUAUUAAUUUCAGUCCGUUUCAUAACCAGCUAAAAACUCCUCACAGGAGCUUUAAUAUAUUCUAUUUAUGCUCAGUUUGUUCAAGGAAGUUGAGAAUGUAAGAUUUGUUUUUGAGAAUAAACUCCGGCCAAUGUGAUGAUUGUUGAAGGCCUGAUCAUU
Messenger RNA from Notolabrus celidotus (New Zealand spotty), 2334 nucleotides. It is a transcript of the gene uros, whose product is annotated as uroporphyrinogen III synthase. The record is from RefSeq and is a predicted model, not a curated record. Gene Ontology annotation, molecular function: uroporphyrinogen-III synthase activity. Gene Ontology annotation, biological process: uroporphyrinogen III biosynthetic process. The transcript is spliced from 10 exons. NCBI's taxonomy places the organism in Eukaryota, Metazoa, Chordata, Actinopteri, Labriformes, Labridae. Bases 7 to 930 code for a protein of 307 amino acids.